Molecule: messenger RNA, 1400 nt
Organism: Exserohilum turcica Et28A
Lineage: Eukaryota; Fungi; Ascomycota; Dothideomycetes; Pleosporales; Pleosporaceae
Exons: 2
Coding region: 339-1400 (353 amino acids)
Source: RefSeq, a predicted model, not a curated record
UACCUGCAGUCUGCACCUCUUUACUACCUACGCUAUCCUCGCCGAGCAACCCAAGCUUUCUUUUUCCUGAUCCGCCCUCGAUAGUGUCCUGUGAUACGUGCCCUCAGACGCCUCCAAGCGCCUUCGCUAUACGCCUUGCUUCCGACCGAAUACCACGUCAGAAAGACUGCGUCAUUGAGGCUGCAGUGCGACCCAUCGAGCAACCAUCCUUUCCACAAGCAAUUCUCUGCGGAGAGCCGUCUUCCACAUCCAUAUAUCUAUAUAACCUGCUCUUCAUCUAGACAUCUCACCCUUUUCUUUACAUCCAAAGCGAGAAGAGAGCCCGGAAGAUUAGCACCAUGUGUCGCUGGUUCGCCUACAUCUCUCCUACGGAGCCCUGUCUCCUUUCCGACGUCCUCAUCACGCCCGACAACAGCAUCAGCAAGCAGUGCUCCGAGCACUAUCUCCCCAAGCUCCUCCCUCAUGACGAGGACAAGGAUCUCGACGACGCUUCGGAUGAGCUCAUACGUAUGCGAAACUCACUCUUGAACAUGGACGGCUUAGGCAUCGCCUGGUACACUGAUGCUACCGCCUCGUACGUCAAGCAUGUAGACGGCCCGCGCGCAGCCCUCUACAAGUCGCAGUCCCCACCUAUCAACGACUUCAACUUCAAAUCCCUCUGUUACAACACCGAGUCCAACUGUGUCUUUGCCCACAUCCGCGCCACCAGCGGCAGUGUCGUGACACAAGUAAACUCGCACCCUUUUGUCUUUGGCCGCCACGUCUUCAUGCACAACGGUGUCAUUUCCAACUUUUCAAACAUCCGCCGCGACAUGACAGACGACCUUUCCUUUGACUCGUACUGCAACAUUCUCGGCAGCACCGACUCUGAACACGCCGCUGCACUAUACAUGACGUUCCUGACAGGAGGCGGGGGCAAGGAGAGCUGGGAGAAGUCGUAUCCUUUAAAGGACAUGCUAGCAGCCAUGCAAAAGACGGUGAUUCGCAUUCUCGAGCUCCAGCACGCCAAGCUCGGCGACGCAAACACACCCAAUUCCCUCAACUUCUGCACCACCGACGGCCGCAGACUGCUCGCCAUCCGCUUCCGCAACCACGCCACACAGCAGCCCCCCAGCCUCUACUGGUCCGAAUUCGCCGGCCGCACCCUCAACACAAAGUACCCGGGCAACCCGGACAGCAAGGAAGCCGUAAACGAAGAGGCCACGCUUGAAGCAGAGAGAAUGGGUAAACACACCAUCAUCGCUAGUGAACCCACCACGUUCGACGAAAACGAAUGGCACCUCAUCAAUGCAAACUGUGCCUUGAUGGUGGAUGAAGACGGCAUUGAGCAUGAAGUUAAAAUCGAGUACGACCAGAAACUCAACGCCAAGGAUCCAAAGUAUGAUGCUGCCAAGUUGUAA